Molecule: messenger RNA, 285 nt
Organism: Penicillium odoratum
Lineage: Eukaryota; Fungi; Ascomycota; Eurotiomycetes; Eurotiales; Aspergillaceae
Exons: 2
Coding region: 1-285 (94 amino acids)
Source: RefSeq, a predicted model, not a curated record
AUGAACCGAUUGCGAGGGUUUCCUGUCUCAGAUGAGGAUAUGCUUCGCCUGGGAGAACAGUACCAAAGACGACUCCGCGCCAAGUGGGAUGAAGGAUAUAUCAACUCCCGUACUGUUAAACAAUCAUUUGAAUUUGAACUGGCCCGCCAGAAUUAUGACACUGACGCGAGAGAGCUAUCUCUGAGCACGGCUCUCAACUCCAUGAAGAUCGAUAAGCAACUCGAAUCCACAGACUCCACUGCCGUUGACCCUAGUGUUUAUACCGGCAAGAUAGACAAAGCCUGA